This is a messenger RNA of Mytilus californianus (California mussel), 2935 nucleotides long. Its product is annotated as stonustoxin subunit beta-like. Bases 64 to 1782 code for a protein of 572 amino acids. The transcript has 3 exons. Lineage: Eukaryota; Metazoa; Mollusca; Bivalvia; Mytilida; Mytilidae. The record is from RefSeq and is a predicted model, not a curated record.
ACGGGAAGUUACAUAACAUAUAUAAUCAUCAACAUCCUGCAUUUCAGCUUUUCCAGUUGAAAGAUGAGCUUUAAAAACAAAUGGAACGAGGGGAAAGGUAGAGAAAUGGUCAAUAAAGGGGAUGACCUAUUAAAGAAAAGUGAUGAUACAUAUAUUAUUCGGACUCCAGCAUUAGGAAGGCCCUUCCGCCUAGGAAUGUUAUAUGACCGAGUACACGAUACCAUUAUUCCUGGAGAAACGUUGCUUACAAUGGAAGAUAUGGAAAAUCAUACAUUCAAAGAGAAUAGAAACGGGUGUUCGUUUGAGGUAAUAUAUGGAGACACUUUUGAAAAUAAAUCAGUAGUUUUCAAUGGCGAUGCAAAUCUAGAACUUAAUGUGUUAACUGGAAAAGUGACAUUGGGCAGUUCAGGGAAAUUUCUCAAGAACAAAAUUUCAUCAAAGAAGCAGUUGCGAAUUACGUUGACAGCUGAAUAUAUAAUGUUGUACAAGGAAUUAGAAAUGAAACAUUUUCAAUCGGAAAUUUCAAACACAAAAGCAAAUGCUACUCAUAUAGUUACUGCUAUUGAAUAUGGAACAAAUGUAGCAUUUGCAUUUGAAAGAUCAAUAUCCAAUAGCGAAGACAUGCAAGAGGUCAAAGGUGAAUUAACGGGAAUGAUUGACUGCAUACCCAGUUUUCACGCAUCAGGAAAAGCAGAAAUUAGCAUGAAGAAUAUCGACAAGCAAAAGGCAGAAAAUAUAUCUUGCAAAUUCUACGGUGACAUCAUACUCCCCUUUAAUCCAACGACAUAUGAAGAGGCUGUUCGGGUCUACAAAGAGCUUCCAUCCUACCUUAAAGAGGGUAAAGCAGUGCCAGUGACAGUCUGGCUAUAUCCAAUCCAUAAAAGAAUAACACCUGAAAACAAGGUUUUACAAAUAACCAAUAAGGAAAAGAUGAAGGAGGCUGUAAUUGCACUGGACGACCUGCAACGAAUCUUUGUUUCAUGUAAUGACAUUAUGUCGGGGCAAGCUUAUGUUCAUAUUCCAGAAAUCAAAUUCAAGAUCGAUAAAUUUCGAAGAAGUGUUCAACAUUUUCAAGAAGACUUUCAAGACCAAGUCCUCAAUUAUCUUUUGAAUGAAGACAACCAGUCAACAGACAAAAUGCCACCGCGGCAGGAUACGAUAGACAAUAUGACACACUGGAUUUCAGAAAAUGCCGAAAUAGAAAUAAGUUUGUUAAACAUGUAUAUCAACAAAAUUAAGAAAGAGAAAAUAGAAAUAUUACCCAAAGUAGGAGUUGAUGCGAAACUGUUUGAACAUGAUCAUCUGAUCAUUUUAGACAUCGAUUUACCAUUUUCAAGUGGGCAGUAUGUACAAAAAGAACCUGAUAAAAGCUCUCAUUCUACGACUCAACAGCAAGAGUCCUCUGUUAAACAAACGUUACCCAGUAUGCAAGAGUCUAGACAUCACGAACCUAAAACAUCUUCUGCAUCUGCUGAAGUUAACAGCUGGUAUACAGAUUCCAAUAUCAAAGCAUAUGUUCGAAAGACAAUCAAACGUUUUGUCACUUUAAAUUCCACAAAAGCUAGUCACUUUAAAUUUUUUGUUACAUUUACAGACCGCAUUGUACCACACGAUAAGUUAUCAUCUUGUGCCUCUGUAGUGUUAUAUGAAGAUGGGAAGGAAACUAAACUAAUUGAUUUUUUUUCCCCUGUACUUGAGAAAAUGCUGUGCACAGUUGUAGGGGAUGUAUACCGGGCCUUCACCGGAUUCCGGUUUGCAGAUGGGAAAUUGUUAAAAAAAUAACUUUUACUAACUAUAAUAAAUGUGACGCUAGUGUGGUCUGUGCUGUAUAAAAAUUUUAGAAUGUUCGCCACUGUCUAACAAGAACACAGAAUCAACAAACACAGUUAACUCAGUUAUGUAUUUAUAAACUAUAUGUGAAUAUACAUGAGUUUGCAUAAAAGGAUAUGUCGGCUAUUAUACGUUAUUAAGACAGCAACAUUAUGACAAAAACAAAACAAAUGACCGUUAUCCUAUUCUGCUAGCUUUAUAAACCUAAGACGACAAGUUCUUUGACGUCUUAUCACAUUCAGUAAUUACAAAUCUCAAGAUUUCAUUUUCAUCUAUUUGUUAAAAAAAUAUCCACAUGGUCCAUCCUUCAACUUGGAAUGAUCUGUUCAGUAGAUGUUGUAUUUUUUUUAUCCAAUCACAAUAUAUUGAUUGGAACUCAAAAAAGUUCGGACAGUAAAUACUGCAGUUCCAUUCGAUUACUAUGGAUGAAAUGCACUAAGAAAAACAUUGUGUGUGUAUAGAUUGUAACCCCGACGUUGAGUAUUAUUUGACUCAGGCUUCGUUAGGUUUUUAAAUUGUUACAAACUUGGUUAAACAAUGAAAAGUUACGACGCAGUUCAUCACAGGAACCAAACAUAGUGACUACAAAAUGAAUUUUUAGGAACAAAUUGGCCAAUUUCUUCGUAUUUGUUUUUACAUCUCUGUACGUUUGCCUUUUUUACGAUGUGUAAGUUAGUGAAUGUUUUAUUUACUUACGUGCAAUCUGAUGUUAUCAUCAACAUGUGACAGAUUAUUCUUAAUUAGUCUGACUGCAUUAAUAACCGAUGUCAAUGUACGUGUAAUCAGUAAACUUGUUGAUUAUUAUUUCUUUAGAGAUUAACAAGUGCGUGGAUCAAACAGUCCUUACCUGAAGUGAGUUGACUCGACCUUUAGAUUCUAAAUAUAGAUUUGCGUUUCUGUUUGUUUAUUGUUUUGUUUUUGUUUUGUUUAUAUUAAGGAAAAAAGGAAAAGAAUAUUUUCUUAUGUAACAAGUGAUUUUCUUAUUAUUAUCCCAGAUUUAGUACAGGGUCAUCACCUGAAAUGACCGGUAAUUCUAUGAACACAGAUGUUGGUUCUAGAUCAUUAAUAUAUAUUUAAAGUUACAAAAAAAUCUUCAAAUCACUUA